Acaulospora colombiana is the source of this 567-nucleotide messenger RNA. The record is from the annotation of a GenBank genome assembly. NCBI's taxonomy places the organism in Eukaryota, Fungi, Glomeromycota, Glomeromycetes, Diversisporales, Acaulosporaceae.
AUGAACGAGCGAAUUAUAUUAUUCAUCAAGUUUACCUUCGCAAGGCCAUUGUUAUUUCUCGAAGAAGACGCGCUAGAAGAUUUUAGCGGAGUUCCCACAGAAGAGCCCAAUGAUUCCGUGGUAAUUGGGUUAUCGCCGACCAAUUUCCGUUAUGACAUGCUCAACAAGGCUUUUCGCAUUUUGAUCAACAGCAAGGAUGCGCCUUUGAUCGCUGUUCACAAGGGUAAGUACUAUGCCGAGCAAGAUGGUCUCAGUAUGGGGCCCGGAGCAUUCGUGGAAGCGUUGGAAUAUUCAAGCGGAGUCAAAUCUACUGUUGUCGGCAAACCGGAAAAGGCUAUUUAUGAAAUGGCAAUUGAAGACAUGGGCCUUAAGGGUCAGGAAAAACAUGUCGUUAUGAUUGGUGACGAUAUCUGGCAAGAUCUUGGAGGUGGCGCGAAAGAAUUAGGCAUGAUCAGAUAUCUUGUUAAGACUGGUAAGUAUCGAAGUGGUGAUGAGUCUCGCGAUCCCACUAUUGAUGGUGUUUUCGAAAACUUUGAGAAGGCCGUUGAUAGAAUUGUGAAUGGAUAG